UUAAAAUUCAUCAAACACGUUCCCUUCACUUCUUCUCCGUCACUCCACUCGCCGCCACACACUUCGCAAUGCAAACCCUUCAACGUUUCGCAUCCGCCACGCGCCACGUGGGCGCGUCGCUCCGUCACGAGAUUCUCCUCCGCCCGGCCCCCGCCGCAGCCUUCUCCUUCUCCACCGGUUCGGACGGAGGAGGCGCCUUCGACGCGGGAGGGUGGGACACCGCCUCGUCGUGGUCCACGGGCAUCGCCGGCGACCACUUCAACGGGACGCCGUCGCAACCGCAAUCUCAAUCUCCCUCCGCGGUUCUCGCGGACCUGCAGGAAACCGAGGACAGAGUGAGCGAGCUGGAGGCGGAGAACCGCCGCGGCAAGGCGUUCGUGGACAGCUGGACCCGGCGGUUGUCGGAGACGAGCGUGAUGCUGAAGCAGGUGACGGAGCCCGGCGCGCGAGGCUCGUACCUGAAGGACUCGGAGAAAUCGGAGAUGUACCGAUUGCACAAGCAGAAUCCCGAGGUCUACACGGUGGAGAGGCUCGCUAGGGAUUACAGAAUCAUGCGGCAGAGAGUUCACGCUAUUCUCUGGCUUAAGGAGAUCGAGGAAGAGGAGGAGAAGAAGCUAGGACACCCACUCGACGAUUCCGUUGAGCUCUUGCUCGAUACUUUUCCCGAGUUUUUUAAUUCUCAUGAUAGGGAGUUUCAUGUGGCGUCUCUUCCUUACAAGCCGGACUUCAAGGUAAUGCCGGAGGGGUGGGAUGGCAUUACCAAAGAUGUGGAUGAGGUGCACUACGAGAUCUCCAAAAAGGAGGAUGAGAUGCUAUAUCGAGAAUUUGUCGAGAAGAUGAACUUCAACAAAAAGAAAAUGGCUGGAGAGGUAAAAUGCCACAAGUACAGUCGACGACGCCCUUCAGAUGGAUGGACUUUUACAGUAGAGAAAUUGGGAUCCCGGGGAAAACGAGGAGGUGGUGGUGGCUGGAAAUUUGCUAGCAUGCCAGAUGGAUCAAGCCGACCACUGAAUGAGAUGGAGAAAAUGUAUGUGAAGAGAGAGACUCCACGGCGUCGACGUAGGAUCCUUCCUUGAUUACUUGGAUUUUUUCUUUGGAAGUUUUGAUUAGAGGUUAAAAUUAGAUUUUGUAGCCAAUGCAUUCAAUGGUUUGGGGUGUGUAGUGUUAAUUGUUAUCUCUUUUCUUUUUUUCUUUUGGGUGAGUUGUCGUAUAUUUUAAUAAGCUGAUCCAAUGGUGAUGCUUUUAAUUCAUUCUCCUCAUAUCGCGUGUGCACGGUGAUAUGGAGAAUGAAGAUCCUUUGUUGUUCAGAGAAAAGGUAACCCCAAAUUUAAAUGCAUGAAACUCAGAAGAUUUACUUAAAGUUGUGCAUUUGUUUGUUGA
This is a messenger RNA of Cajanus cajan (pigeon pea), 1380 nucleotides long. It is a transcript of the gene GCD1, whose product is annotated as ribosomal protein L20. The record is from RefSeq and is a predicted model, not a curated record. Lineage: Eukaryota; Viridiplantae; Streptophyta; Magnoliopsida; Fabales; Fabaceae.